Messenger RNA from Adelges cooleyi (spruce gall adelgid), 6282 nucleotides. RefSeq names its product neurexin-1a. Bases 676 to 5784 code for a protein of 1702 amino acids. NCBI's taxonomy places the organism in Eukaryota, Metazoa, Arthropoda, Insecta, Hemiptera, Adelgidae. The record is from RefSeq and is a predicted model, not a curated record. The transcript has 24 exons.
AGUUGCCAGCGUGCAUUCCACGUUACGUACGCCGCGUGAUUAUAUACAUUUAGACAUUUAUUAUAUAAAUAUUUUUUCGCAUAGACAUUCUUCCUUUAAUCUCGGCGUUUGAUACGCAGUGGUACAAUUUUUUUUUUUUCGCAAUCGAUCCGCUUGAGUAUUAUUAUUAAUUAUCGUCAUCGUUAAUUUUUCCAUUGUCAAUUUAUCAUAUAUUCGCCUCGGCACUGACGUCUCGUGUCGAACCGGCCGAAAGUUCGUAACCGUUAAGCCGGUAACCGUCGUCUUGAUCGCCCGGCCCGCGCGAAUUUCAUUCAUAAGACCGGCCGGCCGGCCACCCUCCGCCGUCGACGAUUCACUGCUACUGGUACUACUACUACUACUACUACUACUACUACUACUACUACUACUACUACUAACCGCAUUUCUGCGAAUUCCAUCUCGGUCCUGAUAGUAAACAAACUGCUUCUCUCUCUUUCUUUCUUUCGUUCUGUACAUUUACAUUUAUGAAGUUUGGAUAGUUUAUUCUUACAGCUGUCUUACUCGGUCAAAUUGUAACGAUUUUGACGAAAUUGGUAAAAAACGAAUGGGUGAUCGUUAUUGCCUUGAAUUUUAAGGGCGUUAUCUGGAGUGGAUGUGCUAAUGAAGUAAUCCCGAUAAGUCUGUUGCAACGACAAGAUGACUUGCAUCGACAAACUGCAUCGACGUAUGUUGCGAUGGUGGCUGCCCGUCGUUUGGCUGCUAUGGUUGGGCGCACCACUGGAAAACGCUGGCCUGAUACUAGAAGGUACGUACGGCCAGUUUCGCAAAUGGAACGCCGGCGAAAACGGUACGCUGGAAAUGGAGUUUAAGACUCGUUCGCCCAGCGGACUGCUCAUGUACACCGACGACGGUGGCACGUACGAUUUUUUCGAACUGAAAAUGGUAGAAGGCAUCUUGCGGCUUCGGUACAACUUGGGUGGUGGCGCACAGAUCCUGGUAGCGGGCCACGACCUAUUCGACGACCGGUGGCACCGGGUGGCCGUCGAGCGCCGCGGUGCCGUCACCUCGCUUACCGUGGACAACACCACUAGCUCCGCUACGUCCACUGGCAAGGAAAUGCAGUUUGGCCGACUCGUGUCCAACUCGGACGUGUACGUAGGUGGCAUGCCCGGAUGGUACAAUGGCCGCCUAACCCGGUUGGCCUUGCCAAGUGUCAUUUUCGAGCCGCGAUUCAGCGGCACCGUCCGCAACAUUAUCUAUGCUGACGACUCUCAUCCGUACCCAAGACGCCAGACAGCCAUCGCAGAUUUCGUCCUCCAGCCCGAGUGUUCCGGUUCCAGAUGCCGCCGAACGGCGACCAGUGGCAAAAAGACAAAGGUCAGCGGUGGCAACAGAGGGCCGGCCAGUCAUCGAAGGGGCAAUCCGGACGCUUGCGAGAAACACGACCCGUGCCAGCACGGCGGGAUAUGCAUAUCCACGGACUUUGGGCCAAAAUGCGAGUGCCGGGACAGGAACUACGAAGGCACUUAUUGCGAGAUAGAGAAAGUAAUUGCAGAAGCUUCGUUUACGGGAGAAGAGUUUCUGAAAUACGAUUUUGACGGAAACACCGAGGGCGAUUCGUUAACGCUACACUUCAAGACUAAACAACCGGCGGGACUACUCUAUCACAUGGGAGACGGUGGAAAUAAUUACCUGAACGUGGGCGUCGUUACCGGCGGUAUAUCCGUAACAAUGAAAGUGGGCACCGGAACUUUGGAUAUGUUUAUCAAGCCCAACCGAAUACGGUUUGACGACAACCAAUGGCACAAGAUAUUAGUCACUCGCAAAAUACAAGGGAUUUCUGCUGUUACCAGUUUUUGUAAGUUGUCUGUGACAGUAGACGACGUUUACGGUGAACAAGGAAGUUCGGCGGGCGCUUUCACGUUCCUGACAUUAGGCUACUUGUACUUGGGUGGCAGCGAAAAUACUCCCUCGUUAGCAGGCACAAAAGCCAGCACAAAUUUCAUUGGAUGCAUUAAAAAGGUGGAGUACUCGUCUGAUGGCGUGAGAAAAUACGAUUUUCUAGAAAUGGGAAAAACUGGCAGCUCUAGUAUAAGAGUGGUCGGUCGUUUGCAGUAUUCGUGCCAAGACUUUGGGAUGAACGAUCCCGUAUGCCUGUCUACGCCCCGAUCGUUUCUCAUGCUGCCAAAUUGGGAAGGUACGACCAGCGGUUCGAUUUCCGUCAAGUUUCGGACCAACGAGCCGGACGGACUUCUAUUCUUCAGCAGAGGUCAAACCGAACACACGGCUGGAGCCUAUGCCGUUGAAAUUGUUGACGGGCGUGUGUAUGUGUACUUGGAUUUGGGUACAGGUGGCACAAGAUUCGAAAUAAGCCCUGACAACGCUAAAAUCAACGACGGCGAGUGGCAUGAGUUUUCUAUUUGGCGCAACGACAGAGAUAUACAUUGCACUAUCGACGAUUAUCCGUCUGACUUCAUGACAAUAGGCGAUUCCAAUCAGCUACAUCUUCAGAAUGGUAUUAUGUUGGGCUUUGGUGGACGAGCGGUAUACCACAAGAAGGUACCCCCUGGCGUUUGGACGUUGUCUAUGGAGACUGGAUUUGUCGGUUGUGUGCGCGACCUAGUCGUGGAUGGAGUGACUAUAAAUUUGGUCGGUUUAUCUCUUGAGCAAGACAGAGUUUCGGUGACGUCACAUUGCCCAGAGCCGUCGGAGUUCAUUGGAUGCCAACCGGACACGUGCUACAACGGAGGCAUAUGUCGCCAAGGUUGGAACAGAGUCAUUUGUGACUGUUGGCCGACCGAGUACGACGGGGUAGCGUGCACCCGAGAUACGCCCGCGUACAAUUUCAACGGGUCGCAAUAUGUACAAGCUGUGAUGCCGGACAAAAUGACCACCCAAGCGGAAGACAUGUAUUUCCGGUUCAAGACGAACAGACCGCUGGCCAUGCUGAUGAAGACAUUCGACAGCUCAUGGGACAGACUGGAAAUAGCAUUAAUCGUGGGAAAGAUCCGCUUGGCGUUGAAGAUCGGUGACAAAGAAAAGGUGGUGCUGUGUGGAACUCAUUUGGACGACAAUAACUGGCAUUAUCUACACUACGCAAGACGAGGACACGAGAUCCGACUAAAAGUGGACAACGAAACCGCCAGAGACGAUUCGCCCCUUGACGAUGCUAUCACGCUCAGAUGGCAGGGCAUGCUGAUAGGAGGGUCGCCCCCUACAGAUCCGGAGGCCAUGACGGACUUACCCAGUUUCAUCGGCAGCAUGCGACAGUUCGUAGUAAACAAGAUGCAUUUUUUCGACAUUGCGAAAAUUGCUGUCAAAGGCUUUUCCGAAGAUCUGCCCAAGAUACAUAUGACCGUUGGCUUGUUGAAACAAGAGAAACCGCCAACGAUGAUUCAUACCGUUACGUUCUUGUCUAAGAACACUUUUGUCGGACUCCCCCCCUUGAAAGCAUAUUCCAGGAUAGAGGUGUACUUCCGGUUCAAAACCAGACAUUCUUCCGGACUGUUUUUCUUCAACGGCGCUGGCGAUAAGCGCAAUGAUUUUGCUCUCACUGAACUUGUCAAUGGUCAUGUAUUGGUCAACAUCCGGUCAGGCACUCACGUGGUGCGGUUGAGGGACACCUCCAAGAUGGUUUUAAACGACAAUUUCUGGCACACUAUUCAUUUGGUGCAGAUAUCGCCAACCAUGUUUUGCUUAAUGGUCGAUGACCAAGUUGUCGCCACUACCACUAUGUCUAGACCACACAAUAUACAACUGAACGACAUGUUUUAUGUCGGUGGAGUGCCCAAGGAACUGCAUAAACGACAAGCCAAGCACAUGCAUUCUAGGCAUGGUUUUGAAGGCUGCAUGUCUGGGCUGGAGUAUAAUGGAGAAUCGCCGGACAUGGUCGAGAACGCGGUCAUACCUAGCACUCUAGUGACGGCCGGUUGCGACGGACUAGGUCGGAUGUGUGCGAGAGACAUGUGCGACAACCACGGCACUUGUGUGGAACAGUGGAAUUCGUAUUCUUGUGACUGUGACAUGACGGCGUACGUCGGACUCACGUGUUCAGAACCGUCCCUUUCAUAUGAGUUUGGACCUGAUGGCGGCAUGAUGAGCUACAGUUUUCCUGUAGGACAACAACCGGAUAUGCAGAACGACAAACUGGCCUUUGGUAUCAUCACUUCUAAACUUAAUGGCGUGAUGUUUCGCGUAGAUAGUGGCACAUCCAGCGAUUACCUGCAAGUUGAAAUGAUCAACGGAAAUAUAAUUGUCGUGUACAAUAUCGGCACCAACGAUCACCCGAUAGGCGAAGCCAACGUCAAGGUUAACGACAAUAUGUACCACUUAGUGAGGUUCACGCGGUCCGGGCCAAACUCCACUCUGCAAGUGGACGACAACAGCAUGCAGACGCAUUAUCCGUCCGGGCACCAGCUAAAUGUGUUUAACGGUCAGUCGACGAUCCAGGUGGGCGGACGUUGGAAUAGAACGGCACAGCGGAUCGAGAACGGGUACGAGGGCGUUAUGAUGGGUUUGGUGUUCAACGGUCUGCGGGUGUUCGACUUGAUGGCCGACGGCGAUUCGAGGGCAACCAGCCGGGGAGACUGUCACGUGAUCUCGUCCAUAAUAGACCGGCUUAACGAACAUUCUCUGUUGGACACUAUGCAACAGACUCCUGCGUCUGGCGUGAUGGACGACCUGGUGUACUCGGGCGCCGGAUCCGGUUGUAACCACGACGACGAGGACCAGUGCACCGUGGCAUACGAUACCACCGGCACAGGAGACGAUCUGAUCACACCUGUUUACGUGCCGGCCACUGCGGUACCGCCACCACCGCUAGCCACCGGAGUUCCACGGCCUCCUACGGCUGUCGGUUGCGACGACGAUGACGAGGAGACGGAUUGCAUAACAGCGGGAUCUGGGUUUGGUCCAACAUCACCGCCGGGUGCGACAGAAUUCACCACAGUUAAAAGUUCCAAACACGCUGUUCAAGUAACCACGUCCAUAUUAGUGAACCGAACGACACAGUCGGCGCCAAAUCGUACUGAACAACAUCCGAUCAACACAACGUCAUCGGCCUCUGUCACUGUACCCUACAGUGGUCGUACGUCACCGGCGCCGCCUCCGUUUUCGUCUUAUAAACCGCCCGUAAAAACGACCAAGUCGACAUCGUCGGUGUCCACAGUUACGUCGACGGAUGCCGCAUCGGUGUCAAGCAGCAGCAGCAGCAUCAGCAGUACCACUACCAGCACCACAACCGUCAGCACAAUUUCGCCGUAUUACAACACCGUGCCCGACGAGUCGGUGUAUCACAACAAUGUUGACAAGCCGGUAUGGACGUCUCAGCCAGCAGAUUUUGGCGACAGGUUCGCGGGCAAUCCGCACCCAACCGAACCGGGCACGCCAAAACGAGACGUGCCUAUCAACACGGAGGCGGCCGAAAGCACUGCCUACGUGGUCCUCGUCACCACCGGCACGCUGAUCGUCAUUGUGCUGAUCAUACUCGUGGUGCUUAAGGUCAAGUACCGGACGGACACCAAUAGAUAUAAGAUCGAAAUACCCAAAGCGUACCCGGUCGUCGACCCGCACCACCACCAACAGCAGCAGCAGCCCCACGGCCGGCACCAACUCGGCGAUCUCCAUCACUCCGGAAGCAGUCAUCACCACAACUCGAACCCGCUGCUGUCGCCUGGUGGCAACUAUUACUCGCCGUCCAGCAUGCAGCCGUCGCCCACCGCGUCUGUCACGUACGUGCAAAACAAUUUCCGGACGACAAGACCGGCCAACAAAAAGCGCCAAGACGUGAAAGAGUGGUAUGUGUAAGAGUGCAUUAUGUUUCCGGAUAUCAGAUUGACCGAUGCCAUCGACUGUUUUUUUUUUUUUUUGUCACUUCUAAAUGUCAGUUGCGCACAGAGACGUAUUUAGAGUGUGGCUCCGGGCAGCAAAAUUUUAGAAAGCAUAAAGUUUAAGUAAAUUAUUAAUUUUUUUUUGUAAAAAACGAAUAAUAUAUUAUGGAGGACUUAGAAAAGGGAUAAGGUAAACACUUUUUAUGGCUUAAAGGGCCUAAAAUUCUAAAUACGACUCUGGUUGCAAAAUGUUUAUCAUCGUGGCGCCACGUACAACUGUAGGUAUUGAAUUUUACCGGCAGAAAACUUCCAAGCAAACAAUUCGAAAAUAACAAAACUAGCUGUUUGCUUACAUCAACAGUUUUCGUAGUUUAAUUAUUGUUAUUUUCUACUCCUAACGGUAUGAAAAUAACUCUUUAACUUUGUUUUAUCGUUGACGUGUACAUUACAUAAAUUACUUUACUAUACAAGACAA